UUUGAUCUUGAUUCGGAAGGAGUUGAAGUUUACGGAUGUGAUUUUUUGUCUAUUUUUGAAACGGUGGGCAAUUCUGAAGUCAAAUGCGUGGAAUAAUUGGUGUAAAGUCUUUCAACAUCAGUGAGCCACAGGAUUGUGAAUUGAAGAAAAGUCAAUCGAAAUGGAGCAUGAACAACAGGAAGAGGCGUUGGCUUCCGGUCGUGUUUUGCGUGAUUUGUUUUUCCUUGCUUAUCGCAUGGGUCCUGAGGGAUAUUUUUCACAACCAUUCAAUUGUGAUGGAUGAAACUGGUGAAAAUGAUACAGCAGAAGAAGCGGUGGAAUUUGGCACCAUCGAUGAAAUCAACGGAAAAAGUCUUGUCCUGCCAGUAUCUGACCAUUGCUGUUCAUUCAAGAGCGGGUGUAAGAUCGUCUGUACUGGCAUGAAUGUAAAUGAUAUAUCGACGGAAAUAGGAAGCGUAUUGGAGGGUCAAUCAUGCGACGGCAUCAACCUCACCAUCGAGUACCUCUACAUCGAAGAUGGAAAUCUCUUCCCCAGAUGGCUUGAUCUGAACGAGUCCAUCCGUAUCAAUCAACUGGAGCUGAAAAAUUCCGACAUUGCUGAUAUUCCUGCAGGAUCCUUCGACGCUCGGCAAUUUUACGGCAUGUCGAUUCUAACUCUUGAUUCGCUUCAGGUUACCCAACUGCAUUCGAACGUAUUCCUUGGGCUCCAACUGCUUCAAGAGCUUAACUUGAAGAAUUUGCCAUUGGAGAAUGUGCAGCCGUUCGUUUUGGCCCCGGUGAAGUUUACCCUGACGAGGUUGCUGGUGGAGGGUUGCAUGAAUCUGCUUAAUCCUCGGGAGUUUACUGGGUCGACGACGAUGGACAAUUUGGCAAUUGUGUCGUUUGAGUAUAACAUUCUCGAUGACGUUAUGACUGAUGAUUCGUUUGCAAAGGUUCCGAGUCUGUCCAGUUUGUACCUGAGACAUUCGCAUAUCAAAACGUUGCGGGUGGGAAUGAUCGAGAGCAUCAGUAAGUCGGUGGAGCAGAUUUACUUGAACGGGAAUGAGUUAAGUUCGAUCGAGGAAGGAGUGUUUGAUAGCUUGGUUGACAGAAGGGUGAAAAUUUAUCUGAAGAGUAAUCCUUUGGUGUGCGAUUGUAAUUUGAGUUAUUUUAAAAAUUUGAUUGUGUCGAAUCCGUCGAUGUUUGAUGAAGUUAAAUGUGCUGAACCGAAAGAGUAUGCUGGGAUGUUGAUCUCUCAAGUUGAGAUGUGUAAUGCUGUGACAGAACCUUCCACAACUGUGACAUCAACCACUGAGACGACAACUGAGGCAGAAACGACAGAAACGACAGAAGUUACGACAGAUCCAACAACAGAAUUUACGACCAUCCCUACGCUUCCGUCCAUUAAGCCUACUGGAAUGCCCACCAAUAAGCCAACGGACAAACCGAAUUUAUCAACCACUGUGACUCCUACUCAACCGUCUUCAACAACAACGACAACUCUAGAUACCACUUCUUCUUCUUCUUCUUCUUUGCCUACUUCAACAACAACUGCUGCCACUUCGUUCCCGGGUAAUUUAUUCACUAUGCAGUGUAUUCAAACGGCUGUCCCAACGCAAUCAAACAUAACUAAUUACCAAGACUCAGAGUUGUCCCUCAAGAAACGAAGCAAAACCUUUACGUUACUGGAAUCCCAGGAAGGGGCAGUUGAGCUCAUCCUGGAUCAAUCGUACAGCGUGGCGGUGAUUCUCUGGUUCUACGAUACCUUGUCCACCAACUCCAUUUUCACGCUGCAAAUCGAAGACAGUGCCAGCUGUGCCCACAUCUAUGGCCGAACCGUUCGAAUCAGCAAUUUGACACCGGACAAGAAUUACAUCUUUUGUGUUCUCUAUCGGUAUGAGAGCACCAUAUCUCCCUUCGAUUGCCUUCCGCACAAGCUGCUUCCAGCCUACGGUCAGCGGACGUGGUUGAUUGAGGAUCAGAAGAUUACCAUGAUCAGUAUUUUGAUAGCUUCGCUUCUGGUAGCCAUCAUGAGUGGCGUCGUCAUGUCCUAUUGCUUCAUCAAGAGCUUCGAUUCCUACCAGAAGUCUUGCCGGAAGGUUACAACUGAUUUGCGAAUCGAAAGAAGUACCACCAAUCAAUGCUACAUGACACCGGUAGCCCAACAGCCCGAAAGACCGCGUCACAAGCGCAGUGUGUCCGAUACCAGUAUCGAAAGCUGCCGCAGCUACGUGUCCGCCGUCGUUCCGGCGACCCAGUUUCAAUACAUUUCCUGGAAGAUGGAUAAUCGAUCCCGUCCGUCAGCGCCACCCCAUUCCCAACAACAGUCGCCGAUGGAGUACUACCCCAAGGAUCCGCCACCGCCACCGCUGCCCCCGCAUCCCACCAAACGGUUGAAGAAGCAAAAGUCGGAAAUUAAAAUCAAUUUCCAUGAAAUUUACGACGAACCGACCAACAGCAGCAGCUACUCGCCCGGUAUGCCGAAAAAAUGUCAUCAUUGAACGUAGGGGAUGUGUUGCUGGCAGCCAAAGCAGCACGUGUGGAUUGGUUAUUCGAUUUAGUGUGGGACUUCUAGUAAUGAAGAUACGGCUCCAUCGUAAGGUGUGAAUUUGACAUAUCUAAUCAGGUUGAACUGGAUGAGUCGAGUUCCUGGAAUUA
Messenger RNA from Ochlerotatus camptorhynchus, 2637 nucleotides. RefSeq lists its product as uncharacterized. Bases 84 to 2480 code for a protein of 798 amino acids. The transcript is spliced from 6 exons. Lineage: Eukaryota; Metazoa; Arthropoda; Insecta; Diptera; Culicidae. Gene Ontology annotation, cellular component: plasma membrane. The record is from RefSeq and is a predicted model, not a curated record.